Molecule: messenger RNA, 4134 nt
Organism: Ceratitis capitata (Mediterranean fruit fly)
Lineage: Eukaryota; Metazoa; Arthropoda; Insecta; Diptera; Tephritidae
Product: netrin-B-like
Exons: 2
Coding region: 2147-3823 (558 amino acids)
Source: RefSeq, a predicted model, not a curated record
CGUAAAGAAGUAAAAACUGCAGACGCUACGGUUUUUUGUUUGUCGUGGAUGAAUAUUAACGUAUAUUUGAGAGUUUCAUAUGUUUAGUGUGUGCGUGUGUGUGUGAGCGCGUGCGAAUUUAAGUUGCCGGUAGAACGAAACGAAGCGUAAUUGUUCCGGUGAUGGUAGAUGAUAGAAGGAAGUAGUGGCGAAACGAAAACGACGAGACGACGAGCGAACGUUUGUUUUGCAACGAGUAAUGUGCGACGCGUUCGAGCGAGUGCCGGAAUCGGAAGUAGAGCAAUGUAUGUGGUGUAGUAGUGAGUAUUAAGUUAUAUACAGAAGAAUCGUAAGCGAGCAAAACCACCUAUUGCGAAAAAGGGUAGUGGGUGUUGGUGUGGAAGUGUUUCCUUAAAUUCUUGUUGUUGUGCCAAAAGGGAAGUGUGGUGAAUUUAUAAAAUACACAGUAAAGCAUCUCGCGUGUUGGUAAUUGAUAGUGUUUUAGCUCGGCUAGUGAUUCGUGCUGCCGAUUACCAAUAGUGUAUGCAUACGCACAUACAUACAUACGCAUAUCUCCAAAAUAGUUGUUGGUUUGUUUAACUCCACUAACCAGCUGCAUCCAGCGAACUGGUCCAUGCGUGCAGAUAAUUAGCCAGCGUUUGCACAUUCACGUCGUCAGAAGAACGUCAGCAGCUGACCGUGCUGGACCACAAACACGGCAGCAGCUCCAGCGACCCCAUUGUGGGUAGUAAAAUAUUCUAAUACCAAAAGAAUAGUGUGAAGUGUUGGGAAAAGUAAAAAAUAUUUGCCAAUUUUAUUUUUGUUAUGUGUCUUUUUUUUAAGCACUACACGGUGCACAUAUAUCUGUACAUUCGUAGACUGUGACUCAAUUGUCAGUCAGUCAUAUUUUGUGUACUUACUGUUCCUCCUCGCUCGGGUCUUCACCUGCACAUUGCGGACAGCUGUUGCGCGCUUGUCUGCUCGUGUGCGGCCACACACUCGUUAACGGUGUCUUUUCCUAUACCGUCUGGUCGGCUGUGAGACAAGCCGCCUUGAUAUUGUAGACAGCGUGACGCCGAGACGUUGUUUGUGAGUUAUGUCUGCGUUUAUCAAUGAAGAGUUUGAGUUGCGUUGCGUUUGUGUACGAGUGUAAUUUAUAAACUCAUUAAAGUGCGCGUAAGGUAGACGGACGAGCUGGUGGCGUGUCUUGGAGCCUUAAUCUGAACAUCGUGCGCGUGGGCUGUCACUGAUAAGCACCAUAAGUAAGUGCGUUUGUGUAUAGUCAAUCAGAAAAGUGAUAUUUCACUGCGAAAAAUUUUGCAAAAAAAAAAAAAAAAACAAACGAAGCCGAGAAACUAAACGUGAAGCACACUCUACCUUUUGCUUCAGCUACAUUACCUAUUGGUAUGUCCAAGAGCACGCGUCGUUAUGCAAAUUAGUUAAAUAUAGCACUUAUGUGUUCGCAUAGACUCGAAAUAUUUUUUGUUUAGUAGCGAAAUUGGCAAAGUGUGAAUGAGGGACGAACCGUCAACCGACCGCCCAACCAGGUAAGCGCGUAGACAAGACAUUUUUCAAUUGCACACCGCGAGUGUUAAGUGCAUCUCCACGUCGCACCGACUGCGGCCCUGUCUGUCGGUGGUACAUGUCGGUGGUGUUUACAUAUUUCCUCACGUUGCCGGUUUGGUUAUAACUUUUUGCGGUUCUUGGUAGAGUAUCGAGCUCCCCAAUGGGCAAUUAACGUGCAUUCGUGUUGUCAUUUAAUUAAAAAUUAAAAAUUCUACUAGAAUACAAAUUAGCCGCAGGGCUGCAGCUCGCUUACGUGAACGUCUGACGUCCCUGUUUGAAGGCAGCACGUGCUGUACGUGGACGCGAACGUUGUCGUUCCGAAGUAGUCAAUGUCGUAGAGGCAAGUUGAAGCUCGGUAGCAGCCUUAAGCAUAGUUUUGCGUGUUCGUUUGAACGAUAAGCAGAAGCGCAGCAACAAUAACAACACGUUAUUUUAGAAUAUUGCUAAUAGGAAGUAUUGCAAGUGUUAAUCGGUCGCGUGUGACUUGAAUACGUGCAGACGACGUAAACGAGCUCACCUUAUAUUGCAUGCAACACAUCUAACUAAGCAUAAAAGUCGUUAAAAAUAUACAUAUUCCUACAUAACUAGUGAAGAUUGUGCAAUGUGCGCGUUUGUAAACAUGUCGGCGACAAUAGCCGUAUUACCAGAGUCUCACAAACAACGUCACAGACGUGUUUUGCCUGCGCUACCAGCGCUCAGCUGCAUCUGUGUAAUUCUGCUCAACUUUAUCGCUGCGGUCGCCGCUGCCUCGUCUGCCUCCUCGUCCGCUUCGAACAGUGAUCCCUGCUAUUUCGAAGGCAAACCACGCAAAUGUCUGCCCAGUUUCGUGAAUGCCGCCUAUGGUAACCCUGUGCAGGCGUCAAGCGUUUGUGGUGCGAGUCGGCCGGAGCGCUUCUGCGAAAUCAAUCGUGAUGGCACGCUCAGCGAAUGUAGCAUGUGUGACCAUAGUAAGCCCGAUGCGCGUUUUCCCGCUAGCGCAUUAACUGAUUUAAAUAAUCCCAAUAAUGUGACGUGUUGGCGUUCCGCAAGUGUGCCAGUGCCGGCCGAUUUGGAUGUUGCGCCGCCGGAUAAUGUUACGCUCACACUCUCGUUGGGCAAGAAAUAUGAGUUGACUUAUGUGAGUUUGUCUUUCUGUCCGAAAUCGCCACGUCCCGAUUCGUUGGCUAUCUACAAGAGUUCCGAUUUUGGGCAGUCCUGGCAACCCUUUCAGUUUUAUAGCUCGCAGUGUUUGAAAUUCUAUGGACGUCCGGAUCGCGCCAAGAUCAGCAAAUUCAAUGAGCAGGAGGCUCGCUGCAUUGAUUCACAUCGUGACGGCACCACCAACCGGUUUGCUUUCAACACGCUCGAAGGUCGACCCUCGGCCAAUGACUUGGACGCGUCGUUGGUGUUGCAAGAUUGGGUUACCGCCACCGAUAUACGUGUCGUUUUCCAUCGGCUUGAGUUGCCACGUGAACUUGCAGCAACGCAGGCAAAGGAUGCCGCCAAGCCAGAUGCCAAUAGUUUUAGCGAUGAGAUGGGCAGCAGUCAGGAGGAUGCCACAGAUGAAGAGGAGGAAGAUGAUGAGUAUGACUACAAUGCGCAAGGCAAUGAUAGCACAUACGAGGAUGAGGAAUAUGCUGCAGAGCCGAAAAAGCAUUUGGAGUUGGAUGACGAUGAUUUAGACUUGGACUAUCCAAACGAUGGCGGCAUCAGUAUUGUGCCAGAGGUCAAGCGUUAUAACAACAAACCUAAACUAUCGGCAUAUGAAAAACAUUAUCAGGCUAAAUCUGCGCUUGCUGCCGCCGCAGCGGCUGCGGUCGCGAGCACUACAAAGACGGCCACCACUGGUACCACAACGGCGGCAAACAAGCAUGCUGUGGUCGGUGUGGAUGGUGGUAAAACCGCAACAACUAAGCCUAGCGCUAAGGAACUAUUUGCCAUUUCGCAACAUUAUGCCGUCUCCGAUUUUGCGGUUGGCGGACGUUGCAAGUGUAAUGGGCAUGCCUCGGAGUGUGUAGCCACUGUGGGUCCAAAUGAAGCUCUGCCGCACAUCUACGGCACUGGCGAUGACUUUGAUGGCACUACGGGUGCUGGUGCGAUGCUCGGACACAAUAAUAACAAAAAUAAUAUUAACAAUGCCAAUGCGAAUGUGAAUGUCAAGUUGACAAUGACGUGCGCUUGUAAGCACAACACAGCCGGACCGGAAUGCGAACGUUGUAAGCCGUUCUACUUCGAUCGUCCAUGGGGACGUGCAACGGACACCGACGCCAAUGAAUGCAAAAGUAAGUUUUUGGCAUAGUCAUUUUUAGAAAAUAUUGGCAACACUGGCAUAACCUUUUUAUUUUGCAUGGCAGUAAGUGGUAGUUUUAAUGGAUUUAAUAUUAUUUCCAUUCAUAAAAUUUUUAAAAAGAAAAAUGAGCUAAUAAAAUUGAAAACCUCAAUGUAAAUGUUUAAAAAAAUUUAAAAAUCUUGUAAAUUUGGGUUUAUUUUUUCAGUGUGACCUUACAAUAAUACGAUGCAAUACAAUUUCUUUUAGGGAUAUAUGUGUAAAGCGUUGCCUACAUUUAGGCAGAGUGAUACAAAAAAUUACUGUAAGAUGAAAACCAAACA